Messenger RNA from Strongylus vulgaris, 333 nucleotides. NCBI's taxonomy places the organism in Eukaryota, Metazoa, Nematoda, Chromadorea, Rhabditida, Strongylidae. The record is from the annotation of a GenBank genome assembly.
AUGGCGAAUACCUUCCAAGCUGUGAAAGGAGGUGUAGCAAAGCUCAACACUGGGUUCCAUAUUCCGCUCAUUGGUCUAGGAACUUACAAAAUAACUGGAGAUCAGGUCAAACCUGCAGUAGAUGCCGCAUUGUCGUGUGGAUAUCGAAUGUUCGAUACCGCGAAAUAUUAUGUGAAUGAGCCCGAACUAGGAGACGCACUGGAGGAGCUUCUCCCAAAAUAUAAUCUGAAACGAACGGACAUUUUUAUUACAACGAAGUUCUUUCCUGAUGCUAAUGAUCCUGCUGCAGCUGCUAACAAACUUGUUGCAGAAUCUCUGAAUAGGCUAAAAACA